GGGUUUCCAGGGGCUGCUGGUGACUCUGUGACUGCGAAGGAAGGAGAAAACCUAAACCUUCACUGCACCUUCAGCACCCUCAGCAGCACCAACUCUACCCUGCAGUGGUUAAACCCCGAUGGUUUCACCGUUUUCCUCAACGCUCAGCAGGUUUUAAGAGACCAGAGGUACAAACUGCUCCGUUACUCCAAGGAUGAAUUGUCCAUCCAGCUGUGCAACGUGACUGUGCAGGAUGAAGGGAUUUACAGCUGCUUCUACUACAGCAGGCACUUCCAGAGCAAGAGGCACAAUGUUCAGAUUUUGGCUGCUCCUUCCCAUCCAGUGCUGGAAGUGUCCCAGGAUGAAGGAAGAGGCAUCAAACUCUCCUGCUACACCCAGGGCAGCAAACCCCAGCCCCAGAUCUCCUGGCUGUUGGACAAUGGGAUAGAGCUCUCAGGUGACACCAAGCACCAGCUGGGAGCUGAUGGGAAGAAAUGGAGCACGAGCAGCACGCUGAGGAUCCUCAGCUACAGCCCCCAAGGGACAGCCAGCUGCAUCCUCCGGCACCCUGCACUCGGGGCAGAGAGGCUGACGGCAUCUCUCCCCUUCCAGGACCUGCCCAGCACGGGCUGCAACCAACCAACCAGACUUUCAGAGGGUGCAGACGGUCCCAGCCCUUCAGAGAAUCCAGCAGUUCCCCGUUCUCCAGAGAAUCCAGCAGGUACCAGCCCUUCUGCAUCCCCAGGGAAUCCAGAAGAUUUCAGCCCUUCUUCAUCUCCAGAAGAUGCAGAAGUUUCCAACCGCUCUGCAUCCCCAAAAGAUCCAGUGAUUCCCAGCCCUUCUUCAUCCCCAAAAGAUGCAGAAAUUUCCAGCCCCUCUGCAUCCCCAGAGAAUCCAGAAGUUUCCAGCCCUUCCUCCUCCCCAAAAGAUGCAGCAGUUCCCAGCUCAGCACCAACACCAACCCAGCCAAACCUCACAGGUGUCACAUCUAACGGGCCUGAAGAAACAACAGCAGCAGAAGAAUUGGGAGGUUCAUUGAGUUCUGGGGGUUCCAAUGGGACUGAAACAACUCCCAGUGGAAAUGGCACCGAGGAGGAACCUCCCAGGACAGAGGUGCCACCCCCACAUGAAAAUAUAACAGGGAUUUCCACCCCCACCCUCGAGCGAGAUCCUGAAUUCAAAGGCAUCGUAAAGAAGGAGAAGAAUCUCCUGCUGCCCAUCCUGGUGGCUGCUCUGAUUUUUGUGCUGCUCAUCAUUGUCCUGCUUUUCAUGGUGAAGCUGAAGAAAGCCCACGGAGUGUGGAAGAGAGAAAAUGAUGUUUCAGAGCAGACACUGGAGAGUUAUAAAUCCAGAUCUAAUGAAGACAGUCCAGGCCAUGAGAGGAAUGGACAAGCUGUAAAUCCCAAAUCCAACAUGCAAUAUAUAACAGAAGGACACGUGGAAACCCCAGAGAAGAAUCCAGAAACGCCAGAGAAGAAUCCAGGGGACAAAAACAUGGCAAUAAGUGAGAAAAUGUUUCAGUGUGGAAGGGAGACAGAUGUGUAA
Molecule: messenger RNA, 1524 nt
Organism: Ficedula albicollis (Collared flycatcher)
Lineage: Eukaryota; Metazoa; Chordata; Aves; Passeriformes; Muscicapidae
Gene: CRTAM
Product: cytotoxic and regulatory T-cell molecule
Exons: 10
Biological process (GO): detection of tumor cell; cell recognition; positive regulation of natural killer cell mediated cytotoxicity directed against tumor cell target
Cellular component (GO): plasma membrane
Molecular function (GO): signaling receptor binding
Source: RefSeq, a predicted model, not a curated record